Molecule: messenger RNA, 1634 nt
Organism: Gekko japonicus
Lineage: Eukaryota; Metazoa; Chordata; Lepidosauria; Squamata; Gekkonidae
Product: ankyrin repeat domain-containing protein 50-like
Exons: 3
Coding region: 1029-1553 (174 amino acids)
Source: RefSeq, a predicted model, not a curated record
CCGGCGGCGAAGGGGGCUCUGGCGGCUGCUGGCGACGGUCCUGGCUCUGCAGCGCCGGGGUAGGGGAGACAGCGGAAGGCUGGCCCUGCGGGGAAGGGCCAGGAACAAGACGAGGGGAAAGCGGCGGGCACGCCUGUCUCUCCGCCCGCCCGCUCGCCCGCUUUGGGGGAGCGGCUCCAGCGACUGCGGGAGGGGACAAGAGAACCGCCGUCGCCGCCUCUUUCUCCAAAGAAGAGGAAACAGGGGAGGCUUGGGAGCAAGAGUGGGUGGCCUGAUACCUGCUGCUGAGAUACGUGGAGAGGUUGACUGGAAAAAGGGGUCUCAAGGAAAGCACGUGAAGAAUAUCUCCUGUGUAAAAAGCGCCCCAGUGUUCCAUCUCAUGUGACCCCUAAACACUGAUGCUGAAGUACUUGCUCAAACCAUAGAAGCUUGUGUGGACUUCAGCAAACUCGGUUCUCAAUAAGUGAAGCGGGUUCAUAUCUCUGUAACGUAAACUGCAUUCGCAUCAGGAAAAAGAAGCCCUUUGUAUUACAUGGUCACAAGUCUCAUCUUGAUGUGGGCAGCUUUUCUGUGUGAACCAUAUAAAUACAUUUUGGAAUGACUGGAAUCUAGUGAAGCACAAAAAUGUAUGGGAAUAUCACAUGUUAGAAUCUCAGCUUCCCCGCCCCUCCCCAUUGUGUUAUCUCCAGUUCUGUGAACUGCAGAUGUAGUCAUGGCAUUGUGCAAACUUUUACUAUACCAUAUAGAAAGUAUUACUGAGCCUUGGUGUCAGACGUAGCUUUACUUUUGAAUUGGAUGGACUUUGAUAUGUUAUGUGCUAUCAAGCCUUUGGAGGGAAAGGUGGCCCUUGUCUUUGAGUGAUGCUACUGACGUCUUAUGUGUGGGGAUGAAGAGUUCAUGGAGAGCAUUGUCCUGUGACAGAGUUCCAUGCAGCACGUGCAUUGGCUUGGAUUUAAGGAUCUCACUUAAAAUGAAGCUUUAAAAUUCCUUGCAGUUUCUGACUUGUCCCAAAGAAGAAAGUCCGUACGAUGGCUCAGACCAGUUUGCUGCAGGGAAAACAGUUUUAUUGUCGAGAGUGGGUUUUUCACAAGCUCCAGCAUUGCCUCCAGGAGAAGACAAACUGCAGCAAUAGCGCUGCCAGCAAACCAUCCGUUGUGCUCAAUUCUGGUACCAAUGCUUGUGUUGUCCCUGGAAAGGGUGCCGCCUGGGGCGUGUUGUUGGUAGGAGGGCCUGGAAGUGGAAAGACAGCCCUCUGGACUGAGUUACUGUGGCCAAGCUCACCUGCCAGUCUACAAAGAGGUUUACAUCAUCAUGCCCUGGCCUUCCACUUCUGCCGGGCUCAGGAUUCGGACACACUCUGCGUUGGAGGGUUUAUCCGAGGGUUAGUGGCCCAGAUCGAGCGCAGCGGGCUGAUUCCCGGUUAUGAUGACAAACUGAGAGACCCUGCUGUUCAAAGCCUCAUGCAGCCUGGAGAAUGUGAGAGGAACCCUGCUGAAGCAUUUAAAAGGUUCCUCCUUGAGAUCAACUUCUAUAAGGCUUUUUCUGAACCUUGACUACCUGAGUCCUCAGUGGCAGAGACCAUGCUACUUCUGUGUUUGUACAUAACCUAGCACAGCGAUGCCAAAUAAAUAGUA